This is a messenger RNA of Seriola dumerili (greater amberjack), 1431 nucleotides long. RefSeq names its product alpha-1A adrenergic receptor-like (gene adra1ba). Gene Ontology annotation, cellular component: membrane. Gene Ontology annotation, molecular function: alpha1-adrenergic receptor activity. NCBI's taxonomy places the organism in Eukaryota, Metazoa, Chordata, Actinopteri, Carangiformes, Carangidae. Bases 1 to 1431 code for a protein of 476 amino acids. The transcript is spliced from 5 exons. Gene Ontology annotation, biological process: positive regulation of cytosolic calcium ion concentration; cell-cell signaling; adenylate cyclase-activating adrenergic receptor signaling pathway. The record is from RefSeq and is a predicted model, not a curated record.
AUGAGUCUGUGGACUAACGACUCCUCCGUGGAUCUUUACGCCGGCUCGCAGCCCCCGCUGCCGGGCUCCAACUUCUCCUCCAACCGCACAGACGGCUCCCAGCACCGCGGCCACCACGGCGCCGCCCCGCUGGACCUGACCCGGGCGGUGCCGGUGGGCAUGGUGCUGGCCUCCUUCAUCAUGUUCGCCAUCGUGGGGAACAUCCUGGUGAUUCUGUCGGUGGUUUGUAACCGACACCUGCGGAUCCCGACCAACUACUUCAUCAUCAACCUGGCCAUCGCAGACCUGCUCCUGGGAACCACCGUGCUGCCGGUGUCCGCCACCCUGGAGGUCUUGGAUUACUGGGUGUUUGGUCGGAUCUUCUGUGACAUCUGGGCGGCGGUGGACGUGCUGUGCUGCACGGCGUCCAUCAUGUCUCUGUGCGUCAUCUCCAUCGACCGUUACAUUGGCGUCCGCUACCCGCUGCAGUACCCGACGAUCGUCACAGAGAAGCGGGCACUGCUCGCCAUGCUGGGGGUCUGGAUCCUCGCCAUCGUCAUCUCCAUCGGCCCGCUGCUGGGCUGGAAGCAGCCGCCGUCACAGGAUGACACCACCUGUCAGAUCACAGAGGAGCCGUUCUACACCCUCUUCUCCUCCCUGGGCUCCUUCUACAUCCCGCUGGCCGUCAUCCUGGCCAUGUACUGCCGUGUCUACGUCGUGGCCAAACGCACCACCAAGAACCUGGAGGCCGGCGUGAUGAGGGAGCGGCAGGAGGACUCCAACGAGCUCACCCUGAGGAUCCACUGCAGGAACCAGCAGGUCCACGAGCUGUGCCCGGGGGCGUCGGCCGGACGCAGCACGCUCUCCGUCAAACUGCUCAAGUUCUCCAGAGAGAAGAAGGCCGCCAAGACGCUGGGCGUGGUCGUGGGCAUGUUCAUCCUGUGCUGGCUGCCCUUCUUCUUGGUCCUGCCCCUCGGCUCGUUCAACAGCAGCCUUCGUCCUCCUGAAACCUUCUUUAAAGUGAUUUUCUGGUUGGGAUACUUCAACAGCUGCCUGAACCCCAUCAUCUACCCCUGCUACAGCCGCGAGUUCAAACAGGCUUUCAUCCGGAUCCUGCGGUGCCAGUGGAAGAGGAGGCGUCAGUGGCAGGCGUACUAUAACUACCGCUGCCAGCAGGGCUCCAACACCUCGUCCUUCCUGAACGGCAGCCAGCAGACGCUCUCCUCCGUCAGCCCCAGCCCGCGCUGCGUCGCCUCCAGGCUUCGCCCCCCGCCCUGGCCCUCCGCCUCCUCCUCUGACCGAGACCUCCUCCCGGGGUCGGCGGGGAGAGGGCGACCGGGCCCGGUGUCCCCGCUCGCUAAGGAUGCUGGGACGGUGCCGCAGGCGGUAAUGAACGGUCGGAGAGAAGAGCGGCACGGAGCCGGUGCGGGAACGCCGCCGUCUAAACUGUGA